Messenger RNA from Polychytrium aggregatum, 1031 nucleotides. RefSeq names its product kinase A anchor protein. The record is from RefSeq and is a predicted model, not a curated record. NCBI's taxonomy places the organism in Eukaryota, Fungi, Chytridiomycota, Chytridiomycetes, Polychytriales. Gene Ontology annotation, cellular component: cytosol. The transcript is spliced from 6 exons. Gene Ontology annotation, molecular function: protein kinase A regulatory subunit binding. The coding region runs from base 182 to 922 and encodes 246 amino acids.
CCUGUGGUGGUGGUGCUGGUGUUGGUGCUGGUGGAACUGCCCAAAUCGACUAGACGCAUACUCCCUCCCUUGCCUCCACGAGACAUUCCCAAAGGCAACCCCAAGACCAGGCUCCUUGGACGCACUGCUCUGCCCUGAUCUCCCCCCAGCCUACAGCCCGAGGGCCAUCUGCCAUUUCUCCAUGUCGGCGCAGCCCCAGCGAUCCUUCCAUCGGGCCCUCUCACAUUCCAGAAAGCAGCCUCCUCGUCGGCCAUCGUCCGGCUCUCCCCGGCCAAACCAUUUCGUCUCCAUCCGCCUGAAUGCAGGGCCCUGCCAGGAGCACUUUGCAGCAUUCUACCAGCAUGUGACGACCGAGUUUCCCGAGCUGCAAGCAUACAUUAUCCCGCCGAGCGAGAUGCAUCUGACGCUGGCCUUGCUCCAUCUCAAUGAGCACAAUACCAGCAGUGCCAUCGCGGCGUUCGCCGAGGCCAGCCAUGUUGUCAGGCGCCAUUUUUCCGACUAUCUACUGGACCUGGAGUUUGGUGGAAUCGACACCUUCCGGUCCAACUGGUCGACAGGACAGAAAACAAGAGUCGUCUACACCUAUCCAAAGCCCGGGCCGUCGCUGUCGAAGCUGGCGAGUUUUGUUGAUGAUCUGUCGCUGCACCUCGCCUCGAAGCAGUCAAGGGACUCGCCGUUUCUAUGGAUCGAUUCCAGCCCCGAUCGAGCACGAUUCACCCCACAUUGCACCCUCAUGAAGCUGAAGCGGACCGGCAACAGCGGCCCCAUCCCCGACCACAUCCCGGAUGCCGCAUACUCUCGCUUCCAGGAUUUCGAAUUUGGAUCGGCCCGAAUCGCUUCGAUCGAGUUGUCCAUCAUGAUGGGCCCCAAGGAAUCCGAUGGGUACUAUCGCUCACUGGCAUCCAUCCCGCUGCCCAGCUGAUCUGCUGGCGACGGGUCCACAUCCGCAUCUGCCUCGCAGGAACAUUGCUUCCAUGACAUGCGACCAACCUCCGUGUGCGGUGGCCGCCUGGAGCACUGUGGAUGAGUGU